AUGGAGACAGCAGUCCUCGUAGCAGUGCCCAGCCGUGGGCAGCCGAGUGCUGAGCCUGCAGCUCUAGAUGUGAGCACAGGAGUGGAAGCUGAUACAAGAUGUUCUCGCUGCAGAGGCCGCUCGAGAGAUCGAUCUGUGAGUCGAGGUCGAUCGCGAGGGGUAGGUCCCGCGGUCGCUCUCGAGGAAGAUCACGUGGUCAUUCUAGAGGAAGAUCCCGUGGCCAUUCUAGAGGAAGAUCCCGUGGCCAUUCUAGAGGAAGAUCCCGUGGCCAUUCUAGAGGAAGAUCCCGUGGCCAUUCUAGAGGUAGGUCUGCAGGACCAUCAAAUAACAUGGAUCAUGGAUGUCACAAGGAAAAGUAUCACGAUUGCUGCAAGCAAGCGCAGAAAGGAAGAGCAAGAGAAGAAUCAAGGCAGCGAUGCAGACACCAUUCAAGGGGUCACUCCAGAGGCCGAUCUAGGAGUCAUUCCAGAGACCACUGCAGUGGAAAAUGUAGAGGCCACUAGAGACAUGUCGUGGUCCUCCGAUAUUAAUAAUAUAAUGUAUCUACAAAAACUAUAA
Messenger RNA from Spodoptera exigua (beet armyworm), 558 nucleotides. The record is from the annotation of a GenBank genome assembly. NCBI's taxonomy places the organism in Eukaryota, Metazoa, Arthropoda, Insecta, Lepidoptera, Noctuidae.